This is a messenger RNA of Antechinus flavipes (yellow-footed antechinus), 1623 nucleotides long. It is a transcript of the gene ADSS1, whose product is annotated as adenylosuccinate synthase 1. NCBI's taxonomy places the organism in Eukaryota, Metazoa, Chordata, Mammalia, Dasyuromorphia, Dasyuridae. Gene Ontology annotation, biological process: 'de novo' AMP biosynthetic process; IMP metabolic process. The record is from RefSeq and is a predicted model, not a curated record. Gene Ontology annotation, molecular function: adenylosuccinate synthase activity; GTP binding. Bases 110 to 1483 code for a protein of 457 amino acids. Gene Ontology annotation, cellular component: cytoplasm. The transcript is spliced from 13 exons.
GGCUCCAUUUAAUGGUCGGGACGCUGGGAUCUCAGGGCGCGGGGACAGCACCCAGGCAGCUGCAGCCGAGCAGAGUUCCACGGAGGAGCCCAGCAGAACCAGCGGGAAGAUGUCCGGGCCCCGGGUCCCCAAUGAGCGGCCAGCGGGCCCUGGGGGCGUGAAGCGCGGGAGGCUGCAGCAGGAGACAGCAGCCGUGGGCUCCCGGGUGACCGUGGUGCUGGGCGCACAGUGGGGGGACGAGGGCAAAGGCAAGGUGGUGGACCUGCUGGCCACCGACGCCGACGUCAUUUGCCGCUGCCAGGGAGGAAAUAAUGCUGGACACACUGUGGUGGUUGAUGGUAAAGAGUUUGAUUUCCACCUACUGCCCAGUGGUAUCAUCAACACCAAGGCUGUAUCCUUCAUUGGCAAUGGUGUGGUCAUCCAUUUACCUGGCCUAUUUGAAGAAGCAGAAAAAAAUGAAAAGAAAGGUCUGAAAGACUGGGAAAAAAGACUCAUCAUUUCAGACAGAGCCCACAUUGUAUUCGAUUUUCACCAAGCAGUUGAUGGACUUCAGGAAAUGCAACGUCAGGCUCAAGAGGGGAAAAAUAUUGGUACCACAAAGAAAGGAAUUGGACCAACGUAUUCUUCCAAAGCUGCCAGGACUGGACUCCGCAUCUGUGAUCUUCUUUCAGACUUUGAUGAGUUUUCUGCAAGGUUCAAAAACCUGGCCUAUCAGUACCAAUCAAUGUUUCCUACUUUGGAAGUGGAUACAGAAGGACAGCUCAAAAAACUCAAGGUCUUUGCUGAAAGAAUCAGACCCAUGGUACGAGAUGGAGUAUAUUUUAUAUAUGAAGCUCUUCAUGGGCCCCCGAAGAAAAUUCUUGUGGAAGGCGCCAAUGCAGCCCUCCUUGAUAUUGACUUUGGUACCUACCCCUUUGUGACCUCAUCUAACUGCACUGUGGGGGGAGUGUGUACAGGUUUGGGGAUCCCGCCACAGAAUGUGGGAGAGGUGUUUGGUGUGGUUAAGGCUUAUACCACCCGCGUGGGAAUUGGUGCCUUUCCUACUGAACAAAUCAACGAAAUUGGAGACCUCUUACAGAACCGAGGCCAUGAGUGGGGAGUGACCACGGGCAGAAAGCGGCGCUGUGGCUGGUUAGACCUUAUGAUUUUGAGAUACGCACACAUGAUCAAUGGAUUUACUGCGCUGGCAUUAACAAAACUGGAUAUCCUCGAUGCCCUAGAUGAAAUUAAAAUUGGUGUUUCAUACAAAUUGAAUGGAAAAAGAAUUCCAUACUUUCCAGCUAAUCAGGAAAUACUUCAGAAGGUGGAAGUGGAGUAUGAAACAAUGCCUGGAUGGAAGACAGAUACAACUGGGGCCAGAAAAUGGGAAGACCUUCCUCCCAAGGCUCAGAAUUACAUCAGAUUUGUGGAGAAUCACAUCGGUGUAGCAGUUAAGUGGGUUGGUGUUGGAAAAUCAAGAGAGUCUAUGAUUCAGCUGUUUUGAACAGAGAAGGAACUUCAGUCCUGAGAAGCACAAUUAUAGACAAUAGUCUUCUGUUCCCCCAAGACCAUAGUAGCUAUUCUGUUACUGAUAAGACUAAAUUGAAAAGAUUAUGGAAAAAAUAAAAAAAAAUAUUUUCUGUA